This is a messenger RNA of Solanum dulcamara, 1278 nucleotides long. RefSeq lists its product as uncharacterized. Lineage: Eukaryota; Viridiplantae; Streptophyta; Magnoliopsida; Solanales; Solanaceae. The record is from RefSeq and is a predicted model, not a curated record. The coding region runs from base 1 to 1278 and encodes 425 amino acids. The transcript is spliced from 4 exons.
AUGGUAACUACUCAGUAUGAAAAUUUUGUUAUGAAAGAAGGAGAGACCAUUCAUGAAAUGUACACCAGAUUUUCUUCUAUAACAAAUGAACUGAGGUGCUUGGGUGAACACAUCAGUCAAACAAAGCAAGUCAGAAAGGUUUUAAGAGCUCUUCCAAAGUCAUGGGAAAGCAAAGUGGAUGCUAUCACUAAAGCCAAGGAUUUGAAGACACUUACCAUGGAUGUACUUAUUGGUAACUUGCAGACUCACGAGAUAAAUAAGCAGUAUGAUGGUUGCAAAAAGGACAAUAAUAAAGACAAGUCCUUAUCUUUGAAGUCUGAUCAAAGUGAUGAUGAUGAGGAAGAGGAAGAUAAGGAUAUGGCCUAUCUACCUCACAUGUUUCGGAAAAUUAUGAGGAAGCAUGACAGAUUCAGAAAGAAGGGAAGCUUUGGACGAAAUCCAAAUGGUGUUGAACUUUGUCACAGAUGCGGAAAGCCAGGGCAUUUUAUCGGAGAGUUCUCUAUGAACAAAGCUGAACACAAAAAAUAUACCAAACCUGCAGAACACCCUGAUGAUGCAUCUAUGCUGGCAAUGAAGAAUGAUGAUGAAGUCUACAACACACUCUUCGCUUGCAUGGCAAAAUCUGAUGAUGAAUCUGAAGAUGAGUUGAAAGAGAAGUCAAGCAAUAUUGAGCUGGAUCUUGAGGAAAGACUAAAAGAUUCAGAGCUGAAACUGUUUAUGUUUCUAGAACAAAAUGCUCAACUGGAAAGGGAUCUGGUCAAGCUCAAGAAUGAUCUACGUGAGUCACUUAAGUGGACUACAUCCUCCAAAAUACUGGAUGACAUGACCAGUGAAAAGGAUAACAAUGGGAAGGGCCUAGGCUAUGAGGAAGCAGUGAGUGGUGGUUUAUGGAUAGUGGAUACUCCAAGCACAUGGACUGGAAGGACUGAAAACUUCCUCUCUCUUAAAGUACUACAAGGUGGUAGUGUUUCAUUUGGUAAUGGAAAACAGAGCUACAUUCUGGGGAUUGGUAGAAUCGAAAAAUCCUUAGAACACUCUAUUGAAGAUGUCUAUUAUGUAAAUGGGUUGAAAUAUAAUCUAUUGAGUGUGUCGCAAAUCUGUGAUAAAGGGAAAGAAGUCAAGUUCUUGUCAGAGAAGUGUUUGGUUACAAAUCUAUCUACAAAUAAGGUGAUUCUUACAGCCAGGAGAUGCAAAAAUAUGUACGUGGCUGAUCUCAGUUCUACUCAAAGUGACAAUCUGACAUGUCUUAAGGUUCAGGAUGAAAAUAAUGAUUUAUGA